CACCACCACCACCACAACAACAACAACUUUCUCCCUCCCCACUACGAACGACCGCGACAGUACAACCUUCUCCCACCCCACUACCAACGGCCGCGACAGCACAACCUUCUCCCUCCCUACUACCAAUAACUGCGACAGUGACAGCAACAACAACACCCACCGCAACCACAAUUACCGCAAUCACAAACCGUCGCAAUUGCUUCUGUCUCGAUACGUUCGUAGUUUGAGUUCACGCAGCGCACAACCAUCGAUUCUUCGCAACGACCCCUCACACCCCCACACAAUCAGAACGCCUAUUGCAACCGUCAAGAUGUACGAGUUGAGCGGACUGCUACAGUACAACCGGGGGCUCACGGAAGAUCAAAUACCGCAGAUGGAGCUACGCAACGCCACUGUGAGCAAGAAGGAUAAAGCAACCGGGAAGUACAAAGAAGUGGAUCUCCUCACGGUGUUCGAGGACGGACCUUUCAGGAUGACGGGAAAACUCUUACGAAAGAGUGUCGCGAAAAGCAUCAUUCGCACGCAGUCGGUGUUUGAUCACGAGCUUCUCGUCAGCGACAUAAAAAACUACGCCAUUGAAAUCACGGACAGCUGCGAUCUCAAGAUUUGGGUUCUCGGGAAAGCGGGAUGGUAUUCCAUCAAGCCUUCUGCGGAGUACGCCCAAAUCUUCGUGGGCAUCGAAGAAAAGGCGAGACUGUGGCUGUUCAUUGAAACGUUCGAACCCCCAGGAAAGAUGAAGAAGGAGAACCUAUACAACAAGUUCCUAGGGGAUUACUGCAGGGAGGUGCCGGGCGGCCAAGCAGCGCAUGUGGAGACCCACAGGCGCUUCGUUUUGCUGAAGAUGAUAAAUUCGUGGGGUACGGAGGCACAACGGUGGAGAAGCCAUUGUCUCUACCGGUGGUACUCUAAAAAGUACCCGCUGGAAGUCGCCGCGGUCACCGCUCUGGUGACCGCCAUUUGGGAUGCGGUAGUACAAAAGAAGGAGGAUGAGGGGGAGGGGACGCCGAAACCCAAGAGACGGAAGAUCGCACCGGCGCCUCCGAGCGAGGGAGCCGAUCUUGUCGCUGGUACCGCCCGUAACACUGUUAGUUUGGCUAGCCCCGGCAUCAAGCGCGAGUCAAGCGAUGGUGACUCGUUAGUCAGUCAGAUUCAAAGCUCUAGCAUCAAGCGCAAGGAAAGCGACGGUGGGCCAUCUGUCAGUCAGACUCCAAAUUCUAGUGGUAUCAAGCGUAAGGCAAAGGACCGAAAGUCGGAUGGACGUAGGUUGAGCCGGUAUAGGACUGGCGAAAAGUUGACUUUAAACCAGUCUCAAAUCCACCAAGAGCUAAAGCCUGCCACCACCGCCAUGGUAGGGCAUACUAGUUCAGUUGGAGACGCUUGUUCCUUGGGUGGUCAUGAAGGCAAUUAUCCUGGGGAUGAAAGUGACCAUGGAUACCACAGUCCCUACUGGGACGAGCCCGAAGAUAAAAAGGCUGAAAUCCCCCUUCCAAGGGCCCGGUCCUUCAGUCCUGAGGCUGGUCCCCUCAAUCCAAAUGGCAGCCUUGAGGGAUAUGAAUCAGACUCAUACGACUUCUACGAUCCUCACGCAAGCGCUAGAAGAUUCAGGGGAGAAGAAGCUCGUCAUCUGAAGCCAUGGCCCCAUCACCCAUGGGUAGAGACACUUGGUUUUGGGGUAGAUGGGCUCACGGCCUCCGCUGGGUCACUCCCCCUACCUCAAACCACCCCCUUACCUCAAACCACCCCCUUGCUUCCAUUAUCUCCUUCUAUUUCACCAUCUUUGGGAAAUAUUCAUACUCCAACUAUCAUAAGGACACCCCUUUUGCCCACAAGGGGUCAAGAUAAUGGCAUCUGGGGGUGUCCUUACAGAGACUGUGGGCAUGGAAUACUUGAUGCCCAUACGGCUGAAGGAGCCAGAGAUAUCCUCGAGCAUUACAUCUGGCACCAGAGGAAGGCCUGGAAAAUCAUGGAGGCCGCUGGCAUCGAGCCUAUGGCUCGCAACUACAAGACAGACAUUUCUGUCAACAGGAAGAUUGAAGCUUUGGAGAAGCAGUUUCAUGAGAGGCAACUUGCAGAGGAUUCUAGAGAUGAAGCUUGUGAACUUCAUGAGAGGAUGUGGGAUUUCCUACCUCAGUAGAGGGAAGCUGAACCUUAGGACCGAGUCGAUGGGAUAGAGCAGAGGGAUCUUUUGAAGAAAAAAGAACAGAAAGGGUUGGGGCUGUCAUGUUCAGGUCGAGGAUUCUUCUUGUGUGAUCUGGUGUGAUCUGGGGUAUUGUGUGGUUGUGAUUUUUUUUUCUUUCGUUUUUUUUCUUUCAAGAUUCUGCAUGGAGUUCAUGAUGUUCAUGGGGGGACUUGCUGAGUUUUCUUUCAAUUUUCAACAUGGAGGUGUUUUGACAUAUUCUCAUUAGAUUUUCAACACGGGGAGUUUUAGCUUGGUCUAGCAGUUCAAUUCAAUGUACGGUGUAGGGC
This is a messenger RNA of Tricharina praecox, 2466 nucleotides long. RefSeq lists its product as uncharacterized. Bases 311 to 2134 code for a protein of 607 amino acids. The transcript has 3 exons. The record is from RefSeq and is a predicted model, not a curated record. Lineage: Eukaryota; Fungi; Ascomycota; Pezizomycetes; Pezizales; Pyronemataceae.